AAAGGUCUUAAUAAUAUGAGUUAAAGUGUUAUUAAAAAAAACUUAAAGAAAAAACGUUCCUUAGGCUAAACAUAAACUAGUUUUCAUCAACAUGGACACUUUGAAUCAGCCAAUGAACAUUGCGGAGUACAACAAUCUAAUCACCAACAUAAUAGAAUCGGCUGUGGAUGAGUUAAUUCAGAAGCGAGAAUCAUCCGGCGCAACGCUAGGCUUUGGCACUGGUGCCGGAAUUUCUGGCCAUGAGCUUUUCUUGCACAUUUGUCGUCUAUGUGCCAAAGAGGAAUCCCGUUUGCUGGAUUUGUCAGAGCUUCAUCUGGUGCUGAUCAAUGAGUUGUCGAUCAAUGGAAUCGAAAGCAGCGCUGGCUGUACGAAGAUAUGCUCUAGCUGUGUGGAUUUUCUUGGUCGCAUUCGUGAGUUCCGCUGCCGCUGUGAGGAAGCUCAAAAACGAAUUGGUUUACUGCUUACGGAAAGAAGUGUGAUUACCGAUUUUCUAAGUCUGAACUUUAGUAAACAGGAGCAGCACUUCGAAGGUUUCAGUCCGCCUCCCAGUUCUAUGACUGAAAAAACUGAUGUAGUGGAGGAUGCUCCAUUCAAUGAUUUAGGCAUUUUUUCUUCUACUUCGGAAGAGUCGGAACAAGAAGUGAAACCCGUAGCGAAAAAAGUAAGAAAAGCAAGACGAGAGAAACCAACUGAAAAAAGAGACACAAACACGCUAAAUAGACAACCGGAUUCGCGACGACGGGUCGUUGAUGGAAAGCUUCAGUGGGUUUGUUUGGACUGUGAGGAGAUAUUUCAGAGCUGUACUAAACUGAAGAAACACCGUCAAACGUGCAAGCUGGUCGGCACACAGAACUCGAAACGGUUGGGCUCUUUUACUUGCGAGAUUUGUGGUCAAACCUUACCGUCGUUGAUGGGUUUGAGAGUGCAUCUGCACAAGCACAACAAAUCGCGCCUUGAUUUGGUUUCGAAAAACAAGGAUGAAUCGAAAUCACCCCCUCCGGUACCGAAAAAGGCGGUUUGCCAUGUUUGCGGGAAAGCAUUCAACGGUGCUAGCUCGCUUAGAUCGCAUUUGGUAUUUCAUGAUCAGGAGAAACGGAUGGAAUGUCCGGUUUGUAAAAAGAAGUUUUUUAAAUUGUAUCGUUUAAAAGACCACAUGAAUUGUCAUACCAAUGUCCGCCGGUACAGUUGCACGAUUUGUGGUAAAGCAUUCUUUACCAAAGGAAUCCUGUACAAACAUACUCGUUUACAUGAGCAAAAUUUUCGAAAGCAUCAGUGCAGUAUAUGUCCUAUGCGUUUCCCCCAUCCCUAUCAGCUUCGGUCGCAUAUGAUGAUACAUACAGCAGAGUAUCCACAUGGAUGUAAACUAUGUACAAGUAAAUUCCGAUUUUCGUGGGAUCUUAAAAAACAUAUUGCUAAAUCGCAUCCUCUUAUACCGGAGAACAAUUGCGACGUUAUACUGGAAGCCGUUCCUGCAUUGCCUCCAACUUUAGAAGAACUGAUAGCUCAACCACUACUUCAACCUUCGCUUUUACCAUUGGAGCCACUAUCGCCGCCGUCUCACCCGGAGGCGAGUGUAAUAGGAUUGAUGGAGGAGGAACAACAGCAACACGACGACCUGUCUGUGAUGCUAGCGGAUAUACCACCGCACCAGCAAUCGGAGUUGACUCCGUCGCUAGCAGCCGUGCAACCCGUACUGGCGGAACACCCCUUCGAUACGGAUAACCUGCUGGACGAUGCUUCGCGGGAUUUUACCAGCGAUUGCUUCCCAUCGGACCAUCACCUGAACGGUCCCCACGCGGGUCCUGUGGAUGAUUUUUACUCCUUUAUGGAAUGUUGAAUAAAAUAUUC
Sabethes cyaneus is the source of this 1848-nucleotide messenger RNA. RefSeq names its product putative zinc finger protein 286B. Lineage: Eukaryota; Metazoa; Arthropoda; Insecta; Diptera; Culicidae. The record is from RefSeq and is a predicted model, not a curated record. The transcript has 3 exons. The coding region runs from base 92 to 1837 and encodes 581 amino acids. Gene Ontology annotation, cellular component: nucleus. Gene Ontology annotation, biological process: regulation of transcription by RNA polymerase II. Gene Ontology annotation, molecular function: RNA polymerase II cis-regulatory region sequence-specific DNA binding; DNA-binding transcription activator activity, RNA polymerase II-specific; zinc ion binding.